UAGACAUCUGGCCUCUUUGUGCAAACGAGCAAAGGACUCCAUAUUCAUUUCAAAAGAUAGCAGCACAUCAAACGAACAGCAAACAUGAGUGGCAGACUUCAAGGAAAGGUGGCCAUUGUGACCGGAGCUGGCGGCGGAUUCGGCAAAGGCAUCGCGGAGAAGUUCAUCGCAGAAGGCGCAAAGGUCAUCAUUGCCGACUUUGUGGCCGAAAUGGGCCAAAAGACCGCCGACGAACUCAAGUGUGACUUUCACCGCACCGAUGUGACCAAGCGGGAAGAUUGGGAGUCGUUGAAGAAGUUCGUCGACGAGAAAUACGGCAAAUUGGACUGUGUCGUCAACAACGCCGGAGUCACCUACCGGAAUAAGCCCACCCAAGACGUGACCGACGAGGAUUUCGACAAAUGCUUUAACGUGAACGUCAAAGCCAUUUACUACUCCUGCAACGUUUUGGUUCCGUACAUCCAGGAGAAGAAGACUGGCGGAUCGUUCGUGACCAUCGCCUCGACGGCCGGAAUCCGACCUCGUCCUGGUCUUGUGUGGUACAACGCCUCCAAGGCGGCUGUCAUCAACGCCUCGAAGGCUAUGGCUGUUGAGUAUGCAAAGGACAACAUUCGGUUCAAUACUGCUUGUCCUGUCGUGGGUCUAGGGACUGGAUUGACUGAUCUUUUCUUGGGCAAGCCUGAGAACGAAGCGACGUUCAUGGCUACCGUUCCGCUUGGUCGUGGUUCGACUCCACGAGAUGUGGCCAACACCUGCUGUUUCUUGUGCAGCGACGAGGCAGACUUCUUGACCGGUAUCGACAUUCCAGUGGACGGAGGACGAUGUGUCUAGAUGUGAGAGCUUCGUUGGAGGCAAAACUUGCGGUCGGGUUUGCAUGCCUUGUAUGGACAUAGUUGUCAGUCUAGUGUCAGGA
This is a messenger RNA of Zymoseptoria tritici IPO323, 913 nucleotides long. RefSeq lists its product as uncharacterized. Bases 85 to 831 code for a protein of 248 amino acids. The transcript has 4 exons. The record is from RefSeq and is a predicted model, not a curated record. NCBI's taxonomy places the organism in Eukaryota, Fungi, Ascomycota, Dothideomycetes, Mycosphaerellales, Mycosphaerellaceae.